This is a messenger RNA of Magallana angulata, 1634 nucleotides long. RefSeq names its product angiopoietin-related protein 7-like. The transcript is spliced from 11 exons. The record is from RefSeq and is a predicted model, not a curated record. Lineage: Eukaryota; Metazoa; Mollusca; Bivalvia; Ostreida; Ostreidae. Bases 51 to 1595 code for a protein of 514 amino acids.
ACAGUAUAAAAAGUAGACUGUCGGUUGUAUUUGGUCGACAACAAUUCACAAUGUGGCCACUUGUUGUUAUCACGAUGCUCAUGUUGGGUGUUGAUGCCAAGGGAAUCAAACUUCACCUCUCAGAUGAGAUGAAGUCCAUGUUGGAGAAAUCUAACUGGGACCACAAGGACACAGCAUUGUCCAUUCACGGUCCAAUGACUCUGGAUAUCCAAUCCAGCUUUAAAUUGAAGGAAGGACAAGUCUUCCUUAAAUCACGGGUCCAUAGCAGAUACAAUGACUGUGCUGACAUAAAUAAACACAGACCGUUGAGUAGAGAUGGAGUGUACACAAUUUACCCAACCCAAGGAACAAACAAGACAGUUUUCUGUGACAUGACCACUGAUGGAGGGGGGUGGACGGUUAUACAAAGGAGAAUUGACGGGGAAACAAACUUCUUCAGAAAGUGGAAAGAUUACAAAAAAGGGUUUGGUCACGCUGAACACGAGUAUUGGUUGGGAAAUGACGCCAUUCAUGAAUUGACAAAAGAUGAGAAACAAAUUCUUAGAAUUGAUUUGAUGAAAUUUUCUGGAGAGAGGGCUCAUGCAGUUUAUUCGCAAUUUUUUGUGGAUAACGAGGCUAACAAGUAUAAAAUGACGCUUGGGAGUUUCAAUGGAACAAAAGGUUUAGGCGAUAGUCUAAGACAUUCUAACAACGCGUACUUUAAUACUAAGGAUAAAGAUAAUGACAACGACAAAAGAAACUGUGCAGAAAUCAACAAAACAGCAGGGUGGUUCAAUGCUGGGUGUUUCAAUACCAAUUUGAAUGAUGAGAUGAAGUCCAUGUUGGAGAAAUCUAACUGGGACCACCAGGACACAGCUCUGUCCAUUCACGGUCCAAUGACUCUAGAUAUCCAGUCAAGCUUUAAACUAAAGAAGGGACAAGUCUUCCUUAAAUCACGGGUCCGUAGCAGAUACAAGGACUGUGCUGACAUAAAGAAACACAGACCGUCGAUUAGAGACGGGGUGUACACAAUUUACCCAACCCCGACGACAAAAAAGACAGCGUUCUGUGACAUGACCACUGAUGGAGGGGGGUGGACGGUAAUACAAAGGAGAAUAGACGGUAAAACAAACUUCUUCAGAAACUGGAAAGAUUACAAAAAUGGGUUUGGUCACGCUGAACACGAGUAUUGGUUGGGAAAUGACGCCAUUCAUGAAUUGACAAAAGAUAAGAAACAAAUUCUAAGAAUUGACUUGAUGAAAUUUUCGAGAGAAAAAGCUCACGCAUUAUAUUCAUCAUUUUUUGUGGAUAACGAGGCUAACAAAUACAAGCUGACCCUUGGGAGUUUUAACGGAACCAAGGGACUGGGAGAUAGUAUGCAGAAUUCCAACAACACAUAUUUUAGUACCAAAGAUAAGGAUCAUGAUCACUAUAAGGAAAAUUGUGCAGCAACCUUCAAUUCAGCAGGGUGGUUCAGUUCCACAUGUUUCUAUACCAAUUUGAAUGGAGAGUAUCGAAAAAACUCACGUGUCGAUGCAAAGGAAUUAUGUUGGUACCAUUGGGGAAACACUUGGAGGUCUCUGAAGUCAGCGAAAAUGAUGAUAAGGCAAUUGUAAAUAGACUUGUUGCGUCAAAUUAAUAAAGAAUUAAACCAA